Cajanus cajan (pigeon pea) is the source of this 1376-nucleotide messenger RNA. RefSeq names its product Cysteine proteinases superfamily protein. Gene Ontology annotation, molecular function: cysteine-type peptidase activity. Gene Ontology annotation, biological process: proteolysis. Lineage: Eukaryota; Viridiplantae; Streptophyta; Magnoliopsida; Fabales; Fabaceae. The record is from RefSeq and is a predicted model, not a curated record.
CACAACUCCAUUGAAGCCAAACAGUCGCAACUCCAUUGAACAACACAUUAUGUUUAGUGUCUUCUACUAAACAAAAUCAACAAAAACAAUAGCCAAAAUAGAAGAAACUACCCUCAGCACAAAUGAACACUAGCAAGCUAGGUGACAACCAAGUAGGAAUUACACGGACGACGUCAAACUUUGAACUAAGGACUCUGCCUCUAAUCCUUUACCAUUAAACCGAUCCUAUUGGCUUAAUUGCUGCAAGACCAUGACUGUAAAUUUCUAGGUUUCCUUGAUUGUUUGCAUUUUCUUUACAUUUGAACACUUGGAAGGGUGGUUUCUGUGAAGCAAGAAAGAAAAAUCAACUCAGGAUGUAGAAACAAGUUAGUCUAUGCUUGUCUGAGAAAGAAAAUGAAGCUUCAAAGAGAUGUGAUAGGAAGUGGUUUUUCACCAUUUCCAUUUGAUUGGAGCAAUGUUCCCAGGCGAUUGCGAACAAAGAGAAAGGGAAAAUUCCAUGGCAAGGAAACACUUUCUAGACCCAAGGAAGCACUUUCUAAACCCAAUGAAGAGCUUUCUGAACCCAAGAAAGCGCUUUCUAGACCCAAGGAAAAGCUAGACAGUGGAGUUUUUGAUAUUUACUUGAAGAAAAUAUGGAAGAUUUGCUCAGAAGAUAGGAAGAGACACUUUAUGUACUUUGACAGCUUAUGGUUUAGCCUUUACAGGACUGCUUUAUCUAAAGACAAGGUGCUGACUUGGAUUAAAAAAGAACAUAUCUUCUCAAAGGCAUAUGUUUUUGUUCCUAUAGUCUGCUGGGGUCACUGGAGUCUUUUGAUCCUCUGCCAUUUUGGUGAAAGCUUGCAAUUAACUACCAGGUCACGGUGCAUGUUGUUGCUGGAUUCUCUUGAAAUGGCCAAUCCAAGGCGACUUGAACCUGAGAUUAGAAGAUUUGUACUAGAUAUUUAUAAAACAGCGGACAGGCCUGAGACUAAGCAUCUCGUAUCUCAAAUUCCAUUUUUGGUGCCCAAGGUGCCACAACAAAGAGAUGGUAAUGAAUGUGGAUUUUUUGUCCUCUAUUUCAUUAAUUUGUUUUUGGAGCUUGCACCUGACAAUUUUAGCAUGGAGGGGUACCCUUACUUUAUGAAAAAAGAUUGGUUUACCUUCAAUUGCUUGGAUAGUUUUUAUGAGAGACUUGACUCACUGAAUUAGGUGUCCCCAAAUCUGACUAGAAUAGCGAUUAGAUCUAACAUAUUUUAUAGUUGACUGAUUAUAUUGCAUUGGUAACGGGGUGAUUUGUUCUUAUAGGAGGCAGGGGUACCUAGAAGUUUUGUAUAUUAGAAAGAGUACCCUCUUCCAUGCAUGUAAUUCAACUACAUUGGAAUUAUAUUUUGUUCUGA